UAAUAGGCGGGAAAAAUGGUGAAGUAUACUUCAAUGACGUCACAUAUUGCAGUGCUCACAGGGUAUAUUGGAACACGCCGCGGGUUACCUCCGAAUACUGGCGUACAGAUUCCAAUAUGGAUAGAGUUCAGUGGACCGAUGAAUUUAGGUGGCGCAUCUAUGUCAGUAUUACUUCAUGACUUGUUUGUGCAGCCACAAAAAAAUAUGGCGACGUGGGAAAGUGGAAAAUUUAACGCUGAUGGAAACGAUGUCGGAAUUGACGGAAAUUUUGAUAAUAUCCUCGUGACACACGAUUUACAGGACUGUCUGGAUGACAGUCUCGACCUUUCCAGUUUUGGAAUAGUAUACGAGCAAACGCAAACUGUCAGUAAUGGAAAGUUCGACGAGGAAGACUCGCUCUACACCGAAAGGCUUACCGAUGACAGUACGGGGUAAGACUGGAUUUUCAUUGUA
Molecule: messenger RNA, 453 nt
Organism: Cephus cinctus (wheat stem sawfly)
Lineage: Eukaryota; Metazoa; Arthropoda; Insecta; Hymenoptera; Cephidae
Exons: 2
Coding region: 16-435 (139 amino acids)
Source: RefSeq, a predicted model, not a curated record